Molecule: messenger RNA, 2861 nt
Organism: Microplitis demolitor
Lineage: Eukaryota; Metazoa; Arthropoda; Insecta; Hymenoptera; Braconidae
Gene: aos
Product: protein giant-lens
Exons: 4
Coding region: 1577-2467 (296 amino acids)
Source: RefSeq, a predicted model, not a curated record
GAGAUAAGAAGUGGAGGUAUAUAAAUGUAUAUAUAUAUAUAUAUAAAGGUGAGGUGAGUAAAGAGGAAAGAGGAAUGGACAGUUGAGAAGUGUGUAUUAACAUCGAUAAGAGUGGGGAUUAAACGUGAAUGGAGUUAAAUUUUCAUGAAUGAAGCCGUGGUUUUUAAUGGCGUUGAGUUAAGGCAUUACUUUAUUUUAAAUUAAUUUGUAAGCAUAAAUAAUGAAUUUAUUUAUUUAUGUAGUGUAAUAAAAUGAAUUUAAUUGGAGUAAAUGUAUGGAUAUGUAAGUAGGUUGUGGAACUGAAGAUGUUUAUUGAAAUGAAGCAGCUGUGAAGCGCGAGAUAAAAAUAUUGGCGGGUGUUGAAGAUGACGGCUAAUGGGCCAUCUUUCUCACUCGGUGCACCUGGAGUUAUUGAAGCAGUAGGAGAUAUUUUAGUGGUACAAAGUAAGAAGAUAUGCCUGGAUGCUGCAUCGAGUCACUCGAGAUGGUACCGGGGAGCGCACCAGCAUCCUUAAUGCUGGGAGGAGUAAACUGAGCACUUGUAUUCCAUUUGGUUCUUCUGGUUGUUGGUCUUGGUCUCGGUUAAGGAUAAAAAUAAUAAAAUAAGUAAAAUGUUAUGGGAUAGAGGAGAAGGGCAGAUACGAGAUCGAGAGCAAGAGCAAGAGCUCGCCCGGGGCGAGGGGAUCGAGAUACGGCUACAGAGCAAAGACGAGGAUGCAGGAGGAUGAGGUGGAGGUGCAGGAGGUAAAGGUGGUAAAGGAGGAGAGCAAGGUAGUGGCAGCAGGCGGCGAUGAUGAUGCUGGUGGUGGUGGUAGGUCUCAAGUUUUAGUUUGAGGGACAUAGUCUCGCUGAGAGAAAUAUAAAACUAAGUGGGGGCACCCAUUCAUGCUUUGCCUCUAGUCUACGACUCCAGUUCACCGCAGCAUACCUUAGGUAUCCCGUGGGCGCCAUUCUACGCCCGGCACUCCACUCUGUACUGUUCACCUACUACACGACCUGUACAAUUUUACUCUCAAGUCCGAAGGUACUCCAAGUAAAUACAGACAACUAUCAUUCAAUAAACAUUUGCAGUCACUAAUUAUUUAGUCAUCGUAACAACAACAACAACAACAAUCAUAAUAUAGUGUGUGAUAUAUCUAAUAAUAUUGACAGUAUCACAUGCAAUUGUCUAUUGAGCAAGUGUCAAUCUUUCGUACAUUCUCUCAGCAUAAUUACACAGUUAUCUCACUCACUCGCUUACUCAAGCGGUUUCUUUAAAUCAGUGCUUGUUAUCAAACCGUAAACACACGUUCUAUUCGUCAUUCGAUAUCUUGUUUAUUAAAACUCGAUACUGAGCUAAAUAUUUAUAUUUAUUUAUUACGUGUUUACUAAUAUGAACACCUUUGACAUUAAAGUGAUGUGAUUCAUUUUUAUUUUUUAAAUAUUGUGAUGUGGACAUUUUGCUGACUAUCAAAGACUUGAUGAUUCAUUUAUUGAUAACAAUUUUUUUUAUUGAUUGCUGAUUAAAUUUUGCAGUACGCAUUUAAUAAUUUAAGGGAUUAAAUAUUUUUUUUUAUUGAUUAAAUAAAAGUAAAAAAUGAAAAUGAAGAUUGAAUUUUUUUUUGCGUUCAUAUAUUUUGAAUUGUUGACAACAAGUAGUGGUAGCAUGCUAAAAUUUGGUGAAGAGAGCGAGGAAUAUUUGGGAGAAUAUUUGUCGAUAGAUGACAUCAGAUUUCUGAUGGAACUCAAAGAGUUUCGAGAUGCUGCGAUCGAAAUCGACUUAGUUGAUAUUAAAAACAAGAAACAUCGUCACGCGCAUCAUUCACAUCAGAAGCCGCGAGUGCUUUAUCAGAUUGGGAGUAGCGAGAAGGAGCUACCAGAAUGUACGAAGAAUGAGGUCUGCAGCAAAGUUGACCUCUACGGUACUCCCUGGGUCGAGAGACAAUGUAGAUGCCCGGAAGGACAUAUUUGUCCGAAAAGUCUCCAUGCUGCUGACGGACAUACGAUAGUGGAUAAAACCAGACAGUACAAGCUCUGCGAACCCGUCAGGAGAUUGCCCAUUUGUCGGUACUUCAAAGAUGUAACGUGGACAUUGGCACCAGGUAGUGGUCCCAGAAACACAACGAUACAAAAAAUAAACUGCCGUUGUCGACCUGGCAGUGUUCCAUAUCUUGUUAAAAGACAGCCACAUAGAACUUCGGACGGAAGUCCUAAUUUUAUAUAUUCAUUUGCAUGUUCACCGCAAAGUAGAAUACGUUGUCAGGCAAAAGAACCGUGUCGUUUAUUUACAGUACGUAAAAGACACAGUCCACAAUUAGAAGAAGUUGUAGCGUCUCCACUGUGUCAGUGUUCGAUGGGCAGCAAAUGUCCGAAAAAACACACCGAUCCAGGAUCAAUACCGGCGAGAUCUUACUCAGGAUUUGAACUUAAAAUUUAUAGCGGUUUCUGCAUACCGACGCAUGAGAACGAGCCAAUCUAUGUAGUGUGAAACUAUUAUUGCAAUAUAAUAUUUUUUUUUAAAUUCAGGUAUAAAUUAAAUAAUAAUUUAAGUUAUUAAUUAAUAAAUCUAUUUGUAUAGUUUAAAAGUUAUUAAAUUUAUCAAGAUAAAUUUUAUUAAUUUAUCCGAGACAUAAAGACGUUGUUAUUUGAAUUUCGUCGGUCUCACACUUGUUGUAUACACUCUAUACUUAUUUUGAUAAAUUUAUAUUAUAAUUAUUAUAAAUAUUAAUAUUAAAGUUUAAUGAUUGUGUUCUGGUGUAUAUUUUACAAGUGAUGAGAGUUACCAUUGAUUGAAACAUCGAGUAAAUCUUGCGAUCUAUUUCACCGACAGUAGGAGAAUUACUUCAGUCAGUAAAGAAAAAUAUUUUAAAGAUAAAAUUAAA